This is a messenger RNA of Cuscuta campestris, 3228 nucleotides long. The record is from the annotation of a GenBank genome assembly. Lineage: Eukaryota; Viridiplantae; Streptophyta; Magnoliopsida; Solanales; Convolvulaceae.
UCCCCUACGAAAGAGGAUAGCCACUGGAAGGAUUUUUGAAGCUGAUUUGUUUGGCUUAACCUUCCUCUUCUCCCUUUAAAUAGACCUUUCAUUCUCUUUCAUUUCUGCACCAAACUCCCUCAUUCUUCUUCUAUUCUACUCCUUGUUGUCUAGAGAACAAUCCGCAAAGUGAUCGCUACCGAUAAAGUCACUGGAGGUAGCCACGGUUCUUUCCGGAAGUUGUCCCGGAAAGUUGAAUGAAGAAAACAUCCCCUGUGCAAAUCAGCCCACUUGUGAGCAUUUUUACACUAUCUAAACUUCAUUAUUUUAAUCUGGUUUCGAACAAAAGUUAUAGCCUUAUGUCUUACGAAUCCAUAGCUUCAAACGGUUUGCGAUUUCGUUGAGUAACGAAGGAGAUAUGACCCGAAAACCAGGGUUGGUACAGUGGUGACGGGAAGUGACGAGUUUUGAGACUUUUGGCGUUGUUUCCGCUCCCGUUCGUUCGUUGAGCUUCAUCUCGUUGAUUUCCAGGAUAUCUAGAAGAUGAUGUGUAUUUUGGUCAGCAUGAGAACCUGUUGCCGCUAACGCCGCCACCUGGCCCUUAGUCAUCUGGAGGUCGGCGCUUAGAUUAUUGAUGGCCUGUAGGAGAUCGUCCAUGGUGAUGGCGCCUUGGGCUGGAGUCUCGGGUGUUGGAGUCGACAUGAGAACGUCAAUGAGAGCACCAGUUGAUAGGAAAACUUGGCGGAAAAAGAACGAGAAACCCUAGGCGGAAACGUUGGGUUGUCCCUGGGAGUUUCGUACGUGCAAAAGGAGAGAAGAAGAGAUUCUACUAAACUAAACUUUUGUAUUAUUGCUUUCUUGACAAAGUAAGGGGUCUUCUCUUUAUAUACUCCGUAAUAGAGAAACCCUAAUCCUAAUCCUGUCGGUUCAAGAAAAGCGUCAAGGGAAAGAACCGAAAAGAAAACCCUUGAAGGGACUCCAAAAAUGCUAUUUUUGAAGAUAUAAAAUCCUAUUUUAACAUCAAUAUAAAGACAAUUUCUUAGAGUAAAAAAUGAUGUUUAGACAACUAAAGAACCUUAUAUGAUGUAUGACGAUAAGCUAGGUAAUGAUUCAAACGUUGCGGAAGCCUUUAAAACAACAUCGUCAAACAUUCUUGUAGUAAAACGCAGAAUAAAAUCGUUAAGUAAAAGACACACCGAUUUUAUACUAGUUCGGGAACUCCCUACUCUAGUACCUCGAGGCUCCUCCUCAAGGAUUUCCGAAUCCACUAAGUUCCGGCCUCUUGAACUCCGUCAAAACACCACACUAGUUUGGCAAACAACCCUUGCCAAUAGGAUUCACUCCGAGAUUUCACUACGGCUAUCUCGAACCGUUUACAAUGAAGAUUUAACGGCUAUCUUCUACCGCUCCACCAAGGAUUUCAAAGCCUAUCCCUGAACCUUUACCCAAGGAUUUAUACGGCUAUCCUUAACCGUUACAAUGUGAGAAUUUAACGGCUAUUCUCGACCGUAAGAAGGUGUGUUUUGAAGAACACGAACAAAGGUUCUACACAACGGCUUGAAUAUAAAAAUGAAGAACAAAAACUUAGCCGGUGUAGAACUAAAUUAUACUCUCUCAAAAAUACAAUAUAAACUUAUGAAUAUGAGAGUAUAUAACUAAAAACACAAGCUCAAAGUGUGUGUAAUAAAAUCAGGAUCUUAAGGCUCUUAAAAUAGCCAAAAUAUUGAAAAUAAUUAAUAAAAGGAUGAACAAACUUAGAAUAAAAAGAGAGGAUGUUUAGAGCUUUGUUUCUUGUUCAAAUAUGAAGUAUUAGGCCUAUAUUUAUAGUGGAAGAUGUUAAUUAGCCGUUAGGAGGUGAUUAGGGUUGAAUUAAUUCAAAAAUCAGCAAUCAGGAAUAGUGUUCCAACGGUAACGGUAGGGGGGUCCCAUCCAGUCGGUAGGGGGUCCCGUUCUUACGGUAGCUAGGUACCUUCUCAGGCCAAAACUCUCUGGCGGUACCUAUCCUCUUACGGUACCCCUUACGGUAGGGGGGUCCCGUGCUUACGGUACCUAGGUACCUUAUGACCAUUUAGACAAUUUUUUCAUUUUUGUCCAAAUCGUUUCUAAUUUUAUUUAAAACCUUUUAGAUGUUUGAAAAUCAUUAUAAAAGGGUUUUAAACAUAUUUUGUGAGUGUUUUUGAGCUUGUGAGUAUAGGUAUAUAAAAUCAUAUCCUUACAUUGGUUUCUACCUAUAUUCUACGCUAGUUUAGUGUUUCGACUUCAUUCUUGAGUACCGAAUCUUAAUGGAUUAUUGUUGUACCUGAAACACUUAAACAAACGUUAAGCUCUUAUAUUGUUUGUUAACAUCAAAACAUGAGGCUUAGCAAACCAAGGCUAACAGUAAACCCAAUGGAAGGUGUCCAAUUGGGCGGGUUGGAGCCCCUACCACGAAGGUGCUGAGGCAGGUCACGGACUCCCGUACAUACGCUUUAACCCUGGAUACCAUCAGGGGUACGCCGACACCUGCAUGACCUUAAGUUCAAAAUCCUCAAUCCUAUUAUGAUUACAAUAUUUAUAACAAUUCCACCCGACUCUGAGUCUUCUAAAUAUACUAGGUGAUUUAUAUCCCAAACCCAGUUUAGUAUUCAUUAUCACCUAAAAGUUUUAUUCUCCAAACACAAUCAAUUAACACCAAAAGCAAAGUGUUCCCACAAAUACCAUCCUGCCACGAUCAAUUUCGAUGCCCAAUUACCCAUUAAAAAGCUGAUUUCCGGCUCUUGGUUUAACAACCCAAAGUCCGCCUCUUAGUAGCCACUACCCUCCAGCAGCAACACCACAGCAAGAUAAAAUAGAGCAGAGAGAGAGGACAGACGCAAAACGAAAGAAAAGAGAAGAACAACGCAGUACAUGAAUAUAGGAGAGCAAGAACACGGAAGAAUCUAGUACAAGCUAACAUAUCCAAUUAAACCCCAAAUCAAUUUCACCAAUCUCAAAUCCACAAUCAAUUUCCAAACAAUCAAUUACACAAUUCAACAACCAUAAUCACAAAUUCAACGUCGAUUGAAAGAUAACAUAUCAACGAAUCCUAAUCUACAAAUUAAUUCUAACGAGAGAUAAAUCACUCACCUUGGUUCAAUUGACGGAGGAACACAAACCAAUCGACUUAUCAAACCGGCGAAGCUUUCCGGCGCCUGUUCGCCUCCCUCUAACUCGGCCGUGCAACUGGGUCACGCAGGGCAACAGAAGAUUGAAGAAAAGAUGGGCGGCUAU